AUGGCUCCUCUAGCAUUUGAGCCUAGCAAGCUGGUUGACCUCGACCAAAAGAGCUUGUACAUGUCGGCUGCUGCGAUUGCAUUCAACCCUACUUUCUGGAAUAUUGUUGCCCGCCGCGAGUACAGAACCCACUUCCUUUCGCGCAUCUUCAACAACAACCGCCAGGCUGCCUGCUACUUCCUUGCUGCGACCAUCUUCUCCCUGGGCCUCUUCCGUGACUUCUUGUAUGAGCGUGCCCUGCGCGCCCAGCCGUCGUACCCACUCCUCGAGACCGACGAGGUCAAGUAUCUCGCCUACGCCCUGAUCGCAUCCGGCAACGUCCUGGUCAUUACCUCGACGUGGGCACUCGGCAUUACCGGCACGUUUCUCGGCGACUAUUUUGGUAUCCUGAUGGACCACAUGGUGACUGGGUUCCCGUUCAACGUCACGGAUGCGCCCAUGUACUGGGGCUCGACCUGCAGCUUCCUGGGCACCGCGCUGUUGUACGGCAAGCCGGCAGGUCUUCUGCUGACCGCUUGGGUCUGGGUGGUCUACAAGGUUGCGUUGGCCUACGAGAAUCCCUUCACGUCCGAGAUCUAUGCCAAGAGAGACCGCGAGAGAAAGGAGGGCAAGAAAGCCCAGUAG
This is a messenger RNA of Pestalotiopsis fici W106-1, 624 nucleotides long. RefSeq lists its product as uncharacterized. The coding region runs from base 1 to 624 and encodes 207 amino acids. The record is from RefSeq and is a predicted model, not a curated record. The transcript has 3 exons. Gene Ontology annotation, biological process: phosphatidylcholine biosynthetic process. Lineage: Eukaryota; Fungi; Ascomycota; Sordariomycetes; Amphisphaeriales; Sporocadaceae. Gene Ontology annotation, molecular function: S-adenosylmethionine-dependent methyltransferase activity.